Ilex paraguariensis (yerba mate) is the source of this 198-nucleotide messenger RNA. The record is from the annotation of a GenBank genome assembly. NCBI's taxonomy places the organism in Eukaryota, Viridiplantae, Streptophyta, Magnoliopsida, Aquifoliales, Aquifoliaceae.
AUGGGGGGAAUGAUCAACGGAACAAGUGUUUCUGAUGUGGCCAUUAAAUUUGAUUGCACGGAGAGAUUUCCUUGUGAAGGGAUUUUGUUGCAGGAUAUCAAUAUAGUGAGAGAAGCAAGUGGAGCAGCCAAAGCUAUGUGCAGCUGCAGCCAUGUCAAUGUAAAAGAAACUGGAGCUGUUUCGCCACAUUGCUCUUGA